Molecule: messenger RNA, 4782 nt
Organism: Acipenser ruthenus (sterlet)
Lineage: Eukaryota; Metazoa; Chordata; Actinopteri; Acipenseriformes; Acipenseridae
Product: phospholipid phosphatase 5
Exons: 8
Coding region: 236-1033 (265 amino acids)
Biological process (GO): phospholipid metabolic process
Molecular function (GO): phosphatidate phosphatase activity
Source: RefSeq, a predicted model, not a curated record
AAUCAAAACAGCAGGUCUCAGGUCUGAACAGCGCUUUUACAACGAAUCUGAAUCUCCACUUCUCUCUCGCUCUUCAUUUUUAAACGCUGCAGUAAAAAAUUAACAGGCAUGGAUUCAAGAGGCAUCACGCAGUUGAACCAAUAGCAGCACAAUAUCGAUGGCUGCCCAGACAACAGUAGGACCCCAGUGGAUUUUUUAGCAUUCAUAUUUUAAAAGGACCAACCCCAAAUUUAAGAUGAGGAAAAGCUUUGUCCCUGACUUCGUUUCUGAAGCUUCCAUUAGACUGUUUCUCUUUGGGGUUUUCUUAGUAACAGAAAAGCUACCCGCAUUCCAUAGGGAUAUUCAACCGGAGGAACUGUGGCUGUAUAAAUAUCACCAUGUGGAAGAUGACCAUGUGCCAACAAGUCUUAUGUUUAUUAUUGCCUUUUUUACCCCGUUGGCGGUGAUAAUACUGUUUCAGUUUUUUAAAAAGGCUGAGAAAGGGGACACCAAGGAAGCGUGCUUAGCAGCGACGCUAGCCCUGGUUCUCAAUGGGGUCUUUACCAACACUGUUAAAUUAAUUGUAGGGAGGCCUCGUCCAGAUUUCUUCUACCGCUGCUUCCCUGAUGGACAGAUGAACGCUGAGAUGAGAUGCAGUGGAGACCCAGACACUGUGAUGGAGGGGAGGAAAAGUUUCCCUAGCGGACACUCCUCCUUUGCUUUUGCUGGUCUGGGGUUCGCAGCCUUUUACCUGGCAGGGAAGCUGCACUGCUUUAGCCCACCAGGGAGGGGGAAAGCAUGGAGGCUCUGUGCCUUUCUGAUGCCUCUGAUCUUUGCAGCCAUGAUUGCACUGUCAAGGACCUGCGACUACAAGCAUCACUGGCAAGAUGUGCUGGUUGGUUCAGGGAUAGGACUCCUCUUUUCAUACCUGUGUUACAGGCAACAUUAUCCAGCGUUGACCGACGUUGAAAGCCACAGACCACUGCAUUGUAAAAACAAGUUGCCAGUGACACAAGACAGAAAGAUUUCCAACUCAUUCAUUCAUCCAGUAUAGUGAUCCAACCCAUCCUCUGGGACUGUCAUUUUUAAGCAAUUCAAAAUACUAGUAAACAGCUAGCCACAAGGUUAUUGAAGGUUGUGGAACAACAUUUAAAAAGCAGUAAUUGUACUCUGAAAGAAGAAGCUGUGUUAAUAAUGUAAGUUCCAAUAGACCAAUAGAUAUAGUUAGAGAAAAAAAAAGUAUUUGGUUUAGCCUAAUGAGUAAGUAGAUUCAAAUAUUCAUUGUGUUUUUUUUUUUAUACUGUCCCUUACCUUUUUAUGGUGUUUGUAAUCACUGUGAGAGGUUCAUUUGGCAAUUGCUCAAAGACGAUGCCGUUUUUAUAUAUAAGUGUGUGUAUAGGUGCUUUAAACUGAGUUCAGGAGUAGCUUUCAGUUCUAGUUGCCUGCCAUAGAUAUAUGGAACACAUUCUGGAUCAGCUACAGUGUAUAUAAGUACAGCAAGAGCCAACGCCAUUGAGUCAAGUUUCCUUUUGUUUUGCUGGCUGCACACUGCUCUGUGCUUUGGUUGAUCAAGCCUACAAUACAUAUGUCUAUGGCAACAACAAUAAUAUCUGCAUAUUAUAAACCGACCUAUACAUUAUAAGCAAAGCAGUUAAUUAUUUUCAACAGAAGAAAAAGGGGACCAUUGAUAAUACUGUCAGUGCUAAUAAGAGGAGAGAAUUGAUUUAUUUUCUUAUAGGUAAUAACUUGUAUUAUACCUCACUUUAAAACAGAAUAUAAUAUUUCAAUUCUGUUUGUUGUUGCACAUCAUUUUAAGUAAAAAUACAUAGUCUAGUCUGUCUGUAAAGAUGUAUUUAAAUUGUGUGUUCUGUCUUAUUAAUGUUGUAUAGUAAACCCAAAGUAGAACUGUCUUCGGAUUUAUAAAAGUAACCAACAUUUAAUGAUAUUAUAGAUGGAUUACGAAAAUCUUCAUACCGCAAUUUGUUUUUUAAUUCCUCAGGAACUUCUCAAUUAUAAAUCUGCUUGAUAUUAUUUGCUUCAGUUUUAUAUAAAGUGGCUCUCAAAAGUAUUCACCCCCCUUGGACUUUUCCACAUUUUAUUGUGUUACAAAAUGGAAUCAAAAUGGAUUUAAUGCCACUGAUCAACACAAAAUAAGUCCAUAAUGUCAAAGUGAAAAAUAAAAUCUACAAAUUGUUCUAAAUUAAUUACAAAUACAAAACAGAAAAUAAUUGAUUGCAUAAGUAUUCACCCCCUUGAGUCAAUAUUUGGUAGAAGCACCUUUGGCAGCAAUUACAGUCAUGAGUAUUUAAAUAAGACUCUACCAGCUUUGCACAUCUGGGGACUGCAUUUUUUGCCCAUUCUUCUUUGCAAAAUUGCUCAAGCUCCAUCAAGUUGGAUGGGGACCUUUGGUGAACAGCAAUUUUCAACUCUUUCUACAUAUUCUCAAUUGGAUUGAGGUCUGGGCAGAGAAGCAUCCCCAUAGCAUGAUGCUGCCACCACCAUGCUUCACGGUAGGGAUGGUGUUCUCAGGAUGAUGUGCGAUGUUAGGCUUGCGCCAAACAUAGCGCUUAGCGUUGAGGCCAAAAAGCUCUAUUUUGGUCUCAUCAGAUCAUAGAAUCUUCUUCCACUUGGUCUCAGAGUCUCCCACAUGCCUUCUGGCAAACUCUAGCUGAAAUUUGAUGUGAGUUUUUUUCAACAAUGGCUUUCUUUUUGCCACUCUCCCAUAAAGGCCAAUUUUGUGAAGCACCCGGGCUAUUGUUGCCGUAUGCACGGUGUCUCCCAGCUCUUGGUGGCCUCCCUGACUAGUGCCCUUCUUGCCCGGAUACUCAGUUUUUGAGGACGGCCUGUUUUAGACAGAUUCACAGUUGUGCCAUAUUCUAUCCAUUUCUUAAUAAUGGACUUUACUGUGCUCCAGGGCAGCAGUGUGGAGUAGUGGUUAGAGCUCUGGACUCUUGACCGGAGGGUUGUGGGUUCAAUCCCCAGUGGGGGACACUGCUGUUGUACCCUUGAGCAAGGUACUUUACCUAGAUUGCUCCAGUAAAAACCCAACUGUAAAAAUGGGUAAUUGUAUGUAAAAUAAUGUGAUAUCUGUAUAAUGUGAAAUAAUAUAUAAUGUGAUAUCUUGUAACAAUUGUAAGUCGCCCUGGAUAAGGGCGUCUGCUAAGAAAUAAAUAAUAAUAAUAAAUAAUAAUAUUCAAUGCCUUGGAAAUGUUCUCAUAUCCUGCCCGUGAUUGGUGCUUUUGAAGAACCUUAUUCCGGAUUUUCUUCAUCAUGUAGUUUUUGUUAGGAAAUGUACUAACCAACUGUGGGACCUCCCAGAGACAGGUGUAUUUAACCUGAAAUCAUGUGAAACACCUUAAUUGCACACAGGUGGACUCCAUUCAACUAAUUAUGUGACUUCUAAAGACAAUUGGUUGCACCAGAGCUUAUUUAGGUGUGUCAUAGCAAAGGGGGUGAAUACUUAUGCAAUCAAUUAUUUUCUGUUUUAUAUUUGUAAUUAAUUUAGAACAAUUUGUAGAUUUUAUUUUUCACUUUGACAUUAUGGAGUUUUUUUGUGUUGAUCAGUGUCAAAAACACCAAAUUCAAUCCAUUUUGAUUCCAUGUUGUAACACAAUAAAAUGUGGAAAAGUCCAGGGGGUUGAAUACUUCUGAGAGCCACUGUAUUUCUUAUAUCUUAUAUAUAAUCAGACAAUCUUCCAGACAUUUUCCCCAGUGGUUUAAUUAUGAUUGCAGUUUUAAGUGUGAAUGCGCUUGCAUAUUUUCUCCUUUCUUUGUGUUUUGUUUUUUGUAUAUUUGAUGAUAUUGUCCAUGGAUAACAUGGCUGAUAUUUUGUGUAGAAGUGUCUGAUAGAACAGGAGAAGCUGACAGAAACCUCAUCUGUGUUUCACAUCUUACUUUAGCUCAAAACAUGAUGUUUUUCCUACAGGACCAAUGUAAAAGCCAGCCAAAAAAAAAAAGAUCAAAUUGAGGACUCCAUAUUCCCGGACAAGGGCUUCGACACAUAAGAUGGCUUUAGUGAAUCCCUUUGGUGCUGGUAAUAUUGACCAUUAUAUUCUGAUCGUUUCACAACUGAGACACACACUCUCGUUCUCAUUGUGGGUUAUAUUGAAGUUUGCCAUCACAAACAGCACGUCUCUAGAGUACGUCUGUGGUUUUACAAAGAAUAUAAAGCCUGUCUUUGCUUGUGGUUUUCAGCAAGGCGUUUGCAGUAGCGCCAGUUGCGUAUUAUCAGUUUCUUGUUUAAAAGCACUGAAAGAUACAAACAGGUAAUUAACUAGCUGGUAUUCCAUUGUACAUUCCUUUUUGUUGUUGGCUGAAUAACUUGUUUUGUGAAUAUUCCAAACAGCACAUUGUAGCACUUUCAAUUGAUUUUUGUUUUUCUUGGGACUGUAAUUAUGUGUUUAAACAUUGUCUUUAAGUCUGUUUAUGUGUAAUUCUGAUAACUAUUAUGUUUACAAAAAAAAAUGUGCUUGUCUUUUUUUUAACAAAAAACCUGUGGGGGUAUGAUAGUAUUUACCUUGUCAAAUCCUACACCAUCACUAAGCAAUAUAGAAAGCAUGUUUUGUGUUUCUGUACAGUACAGAAGUCAAAUAUUGGAUUAAAGGGUGAUUUGAUCAACCGUUACCCUAAUCCCUGGUUUUGUAAAAUGCUCUAAGAACUCAGCUGUGUUUUAUCCUGGUGGGGUGUAGGUUUAUCACAUUAUCCCUUUAGUAAAUUAGUCAAAGGUUCUUACACAGUAAAAUACAAUACAGUUUACAAGAUAACCUAACCAUGAAAUAACAAUAAAGCACUGUCUUAAAUUUG